This is a messenger RNA of Populus trichocarpa (black cottonwood), 762 nucleotides long. RefSeq lists its product as uncharacterized. The record is from RefSeq and is a predicted model, not a curated record. NCBI's taxonomy places the organism in Eukaryota, Viridiplantae, Streptophyta, Magnoliopsida, Malpighiales, Salicaceae. The transcript has 2 exons. Bases 88 to 552 code for a protein of 154 amino acids.
UUUAAAACAGUCUACUGACUCUCUAGCCCAAAACCAUCCCCCUCGAUCCUCUCCCUCCCUCUCUUCACUCUCUCUAAACAAACUACCAUGGCCAUCAUUAACACCAAGACCAUAAUAGUCUCUCUUUGCACACUGAGCUUGGUGUUCAUCUUCUCUCCACAACUCUCUUUCUCCUCCUCAAUCCACGACCUGCUUAUCUCAAAAGGGUUACCAGCUGGUCUACUCCCAAAGGAAGUGAAGUCCUACACUGUGUCUGAAGAUGGCUACUUGGAGGUGUUUCUUGAUGGUCCAUGCUUGACCAGAUAUGAGAACAGGGUCUUGUUUGAAAGUGUAGUGAGGGCUAAUCUCACUUAUCUUAGUCUUUCUGGAGUUGUUGGCUUGUCUCAAGAAGAACUCUUUCUUUGGCUACCAGUGAAAGACAUCACAGUUGAUGACCCAAGAUCAGGACUUAUUUUGUUUGACAUUGGGGUUGCUCAUAAGCAACUGUCCUUAUCACUCUUUGAAGAUCCACCUAACUGUAAGCCUCAAGUUAUGGAAUGGCUAAGGAAAUAGCAGUUUUGCUGUGGACAUGGUUAGGAAGAUGAAGCUGCCUUGAAUUUUAUUAUCUGCCAUGCCUGUUGCUUUCACUGGCUUGUGUUUCAGUCCCAGAAACUGAUCACAGAGUACUGCGUUUCACCUUUUCCCUUGUUCUGUUACCUUUCACAAAUAAUCAGAAGAAAUUUCCUAAAAGAACAGGCACAGCAUUUUAACCGCAAGGCAUAA